This is a messenger RNA of Penicillium concentricum, 1008 nucleotides long. RefSeq lists its product as uncharacterized. The transcript has 3 exons. Bases 1 to 1008 code for a protein of 335 amino acids. NCBI's taxonomy places the organism in Eukaryota, Fungi, Ascomycota, Eurotiomycetes, Eurotiales, Aspergillaceae. The record is from RefSeq and is a predicted model, not a curated record.
AUGGCUGUCGUCACCGCAGAGCACGUCGCCAUCGCAGAGCUGAUUAUCUAUAUCCCAACGGCUUUGCUCACCAUCUGGGUGGUUCUCCGCCAUGGCUUUCAUAAGCAGCUAGGCUGGAUUUACUUGAGCAUCUUUUCAGGAAUCCGAGUUGGUGGGGCUGUUAUGGAGAUCCUGAGCACGAAGAACCCAAACAAUGCAAAUGACAAAGAAUGGGCCUUGAUUUUGCAGUCCGUCGGACUGUCUCCACUUCUACUAUCAACAUUGGGUCUAUUAAAACGAGUGUUUGACGAGACAUCGCAGCAUGUGCCAUCAAGUCCAGACUCCAAACGCAACAUCUUUUUGCAGGUAUUCGCAUCUUUCGGCAUUACUGGCAGACUGAUGAAAAUAUAUUCGAAGAGAGCCACAGCCACAUCAAGACGCAGCAAGGUUGUUCAACUCUUGCAUCUGCCCGCACUUAUUGCCCUAAUCCUCGCUAUUAGCGGCGGAACCGAUCAGGCCUCCUCAGAUAUCUCGGACCAUGCUAGUGGCAAGACCAAGACCCGUGUUGCAAUCAUCCUCUUCCUAGCCAUCUAUGUUGCAACCUGCACACUAUGGACCAUCACAGUGCGGGAUAUUGGCAUCAUGGUAUCGAGUCAAAACCGGAUCUUUUUCUGCGUGCUCCUCGCGCUGCCUUUCAUCGCGAUUCGAAUUCUCUAUAGUCUGAUCAGUGACUUUGGGAACAAUCACCAAUUUUCGAUAGUCGACGGUGAUACUAGGAUUCAACUGGUGAUGGCUACACUUGAAGAAUUUGUCGUUGUCUUGAUGUACACAAUCGUGGGCCUGAUCACCCCCAAGUCGGUCUCGGUUGCUGGCAUGACCGAUUCCCGUCAACAGGAGACUUUCCGGACAACCGCGGAUGUUGAAAAUGGCCGUCGGCAUAGACAUGCUGAUCGCCCUCCAUAUGAUGAAGUUCCAUAUGCUCAGGCUGCGGCUCAAGAGGCCUAUAACCAACAGCAUGUGCGGCGUUAG